Adineta ricciae is the source of this 1047-nucleotide messenger RNA. Lineage: Eukaryota; Metazoa; Rotifera; Eurotatoria; Adinetida; Adinetidae. The record is from the annotation of a GenBank genome assembly.
AUGCAAGUUUCUCUCGUAUUCAUCUUUGCUUUAAUUCAUCUUUGCCAAUCGAAUAUCUUAUAUCGAAUUGAUAGCAAACGAAAAGAUGUGCACUUGAAUUCGGCAUACAUCAUCGGUGCUGUCGCUUCACACGAAUUUCGUAACAUAAGACCAAGUACUUUGCCUGAAAGCGAAGAAGUCUGGGUCGAAACAGAUGUUGUUCAAUCUGAUUUUCACAAACUUAGCGGACAAUGUGCUCAACAAUCGAUACAAUGGAAAUCAAAAGAAAUCCUCCGAUCUUCAUCAUCGGACUUCCUUGAAAAAUUUCGAGAAAACAUCGUGUCACGACCAUCAGAAGUCGAUGCUGCAUGGCAGAAUUUCUUACACGAUUCUUUUUCAAUAAAUGAAAGCUUUUCCAAGUGGAAUAAUCCAAUGCUUCAAGAUUAUGUGUAUUAUGGAUAUGUUUUUGACGCUUAUCGUCGAAAUCAAUCCGUGAAAUCUCUUCUACCACUUCCUUCAACUUGUCCUGAGUUCUCAAAGUCUCUUAAGUUACGAGAUCAACUGUUGAAAUCCGAGUUUCUCAUGUUGGCAGAUGAUGUUCUUCGAAUGUAUACAUGCGGUCUGAUCUCCGAAGACUUAUUUCGAAGCAGUUUCAAUGAACAGGAAAUAAAAUCUAUCAAUAAUCGCAACGAACAAAUGGCACAACGUAUUCAUCAAUUAUUAACACAAAAGCCAAACACAAAAUAUUUCUUUCUUGUCAAUGCAGUCAACUUUUUGGGUAAUCAAAGUGUUGUGAAAUUACUUGAAGAUCAAGGAUAUUCUUUGGAACGAGUCUAUUAUCAACCAAAUCCAUUAGCAGAAAAAUGUGCAGACAAGGAAUUUAGAGAUAAAUAUCAACAUCCAGAUAAGGACAUUACGAAUGCUGUGACGAUAUACUUGAAGAAUUUCAAUAUUGAUCCAUUAUUUUACUUUUAUUAUUACUUUACUUCACUCUGUAUGGUAUCAACCGAUUCGAUUAAAUCGGAUUGUCCAUUCAAUGAUUUAAAUUGGAUGAAAAUAGCUGCAUGA